This is a messenger RNA of Cicer arietinum (chickpea), 1127 nucleotides long. Lineage: Eukaryota; Viridiplantae; Streptophyta; Magnoliopsida; Fabales; Fabaceae. The record is from RefSeq and is a predicted model, not a curated record.
ACGCUUCAUUCAUAUCGAAUAAACUACCCUUCAAGACCACGACGACUAGAGUGGUGCCGUUUUGCACUUCCAGAGUGACGAGAAACGGAGAAAGGAUCACAGACCUUCUCAAAAUUCAAGUCUUUAAGAUCUGGGAAUAACACUUCUCAACCACAAUUUUCGUAAUUCUUUUUUCAUUCCAAAAAAAAAAAAAUUCCCCAAAAUAAAUAAAUAAAUAAGGGGGAAAAAGCGAUGGAGCAAGCGCAGGGAAAGAGAAGCGCGAAGAUGUGUAUGGUUUUGAUGUGUUUGAUGUUUAUCUUCGUUGAUCGAAUUGAAUCUUUAUCUGUUACAGUGAACGACGUUGAAUGUAUCUAUGAGUACGUGCUUUAUGAAGGUGACACCGUUUCGGGGAAUUUUGUUGUCGUUGACCAUGAUAUUUUCUGGAGCUCCGAUCACCCUGGCAUUGAUUUCACGGCAACAUCUCCUGGCGGUAAUGUUGUGCAAGAUAUCAAGGGAACCUCAGGAGACAAGUUUCAAUUUAAGGCCCCAGUACACGGAAUGUAUAAAUUUUGUUUCCAUAACCCUUACUCGACACCUGAGACUGUUUCUUUCUAUAUCCAUGUUGGUCAUAUUCCCUCUGAGCAUGACCUUGCCAAAGAUGAGCAUUUGGACCCAAUCAAUGUUAAAAUUGCUGAGCUCAGAGAGGCACUGGAAUCUGUUACAGCCGAACAAAAGUACUUGAGAGCCCGUGAUGCAAGGCAUCGCCACACAAACGAGAGUACACAUACACGUGUUAUCUUCUACACCGUGGGAGAGUACCUUCUGUUGGCUGCUGUUAGUGUACUGCAAGUCAUAUACAUCAGGCGCCUUUUCAGCAAAUCAGUGGCUUACAACCGUGUUUGAGUCAUUAACCUUAUGCUUUCCUUCUUUAGUUAAAUUAAUUAAAGGGGUAGUCAGGGUUUUCGACAUGUUUUCUCUGUGAAACAAUAUUAUAUAGUUAUUAUAUUCAUGGUGAACACUUGUUUUUCUCUGUCCGACACAGACUUUACUUGUAUUUUGAUACAAGGUUUUUAAAAUUCCUUGGUCUGAAUAGUAGUGGAUUUUAACUGAAAAUUAAAUCGUGUGGGAGCAAUACUUCGUAUGCAAAA